GUCUUUACAGAUGAGAUAACCGCUUGCACACAGGACAAAGCCCUGGCAAGGAAACCGAAAGGAAUUAAUUGAACACGACUUGUUACUUGUUUUUGUCAACAGCAGGACAGCCACAGCCCCUGCCCACGUGGCCCCGAGAGGCAGGAAGCGGGACAGAGGGGAGGGAAGACCCUCCCUGCUAAAGGGGAGGAGGCAGCAGCCAUUAGCCCGCAGGGCAAAGUUCGUUCCUCGUCACUGCCCGCGUUCAGUUUCGUUUCCCAGCUGAGCCCUCCCUGUCCGCCCUGCUCGGAGCUGAAGGCACGGCCCAGGCAAAGGCCAUGGCCGGGCUGAAGGAAGAGCUGACCUGUCCCAUCUGCCUGGACAUCUACAAGGAGCCCACGAGCGCGGGCUGCAGCCACAGCUUCUGCAAGGACUGCAUCAAGGAGGCGCUGCGGGGCCAGCGGAGCCCUGCCCGGUGCCCGCUGUGCCACUCGCUCGUCGGGGAGCUGCGGGCCAACUUCCACCUCCGCAACAUCGUGCAGAGGUUCCUGGAUGCUCCCGCGCAGCAAGAGGAGGAAAAGCAGGAAGCGCAAGGCCAGGAGAAGGGGGAAAGCUCGGGCCAGGCCGGGGAGGCGGUGCUGUGUGACUUCUGCCUCCAGGAGCCGCAGCCCGCAGUGAAGACGUGCCUGAGCUGCGAGGCCUCGCUGUGCCAGGCGCACCUGAGCAGGCACAACAGCCGGCACGGGCAGAAGAGCCACGUGCUGGUGGAGCCCUGCGAUGGGCAGCUUUUGGCUGAGAGGAGAUGCCCCCAGCACGGCAAACUGCUGGAGUGCUUCUGUGAGAGUGACUCGGAGUGCAUCUGCGUCCUGUGCUCCGUCAUCUCGCACAAGAACCACAAGAUCAUCAGCUUGGAGGAGGCUUUCAGCGAAGCGCAGGAAUCUUUUCCUGGAAUUCUGAAAACACUGAAGAACCAUGAAGCUGCCGUGGAUAAAGUCAUAACAAAAUUGCUGAAACAAAUGGAGGGACUAAAGAGUGAUGAGAGCCAGCGGAGGGUACGGCUGGAGAGCCUGUUCAAGGAGAUGCAUAAAGAGCUAGAGAAGAAAAAAGGGGAGGUCCUGAAAGUUCUAAAUGACUAUGAGGAGGAACAACUUUCUAAGAUUCAGACAGAGGUGAAUAAUCACAAGAGGAUGAAGGAUUCGGCCAGCCAGGAUAUUCAGGAGCUGCAGGCUCUGAGGAAUCAGAAGGACACACUUCUUUUCACCAAGGCUUUUUCAGCGAUCAGAGGCAGGAAAUGCCAGCCACUUCCUAAAAGGGAAGUUGUGCCAAAGCCACCCAUUACU
Molecule: messenger RNA, 1319 nt
Organism: Zonotrichia albicollis (white-throated sparrow)
Lineage: Eukaryota; Metazoa; Chordata; Aves; Passeriformes; Passerellidae
Source: RefSeq, a predicted model, not a curated record